This is a messenger RNA of Arabidopsis thaliana (thale cress), 936 nucleotides long. RefSeq names its product FBD / Leucine Rich Repeat domains containing protein. The record is from RefSeq and is marked reviewed. The transcript has 5 exons. NCBI's taxonomy places the organism in Eukaryota, Viridiplantae, Streptophyta, Magnoliopsida, Brassicales, Brassicaceae. The coding region runs from base 1 to 936 and encodes 311 amino acids.
AUGGAGAAAAGCAAGAGGAUGGAGCUUUUUAUUGACAGGAAUCUGCCAGCUUGUGUCUCAAGUCUAUCUGUUCAUCUAAUCAACCUAAAUGUAUCAAAUUUUGGGCAAACCAAGCUUGCAUACAACGAUCAUAUCUUCGGUCACCUUGUUCACGGAUCGAGGAUAUCCGGUUUCGGACUUGUUUGUCAAGUAGUCUGGUCAUUGAAACUGAAAGACGAGAUUUUCGUGGACGUUCCUCGUAUGGUUUGUCUCCCCUCCUUGAAAACUUUGCACCUUAAAGGUGUGAUGUAUGUAGAUGAAGGAUCUCUUCAACGGCUUUUAUCCAAUUGCUCUCUUCUCGAAGAACUGGUUGUUGAACGAUGUAAUGGUGCCAAUAUGAGAAAGUUUGCCGUUAUCAUCCCUCAGAGUAGUCUCUCGUAUUUAAUUGUGAAUAUGCCUAAGUUGGAGGAGGCCGAUAUCGCUCGUGGAUCUCAUGAUGUCAAGAAGCUUCUCAAAUCUAUCUCUUCUGUCAAACGUCUUUCGUUAUAUUUAGAAGUCAACAAUAAUGAGGAUCUAUAUGGUGAUGAUAUUGUCUUUAACGAGCUUGAGCAUCUCAAGUUUCGCAUAAGCAGAGCCGUGCCAAGGUCAAUGGCAAACGUUGUAGGAGAUAGUAUGGAUACAUUGUUUUGUUGGAAGCAAAUGAUUGAUGUCCCUCAAUGUUUGUUGUCGAGUCUCCAAACUUUCAAGUGGAGAACUUAUUUUCCAACAGAAGAAGAGAAAGGUCUGGCGACAUAUAUCUUGGCAAAAUCUUGCCGAUUAAAGACUGCGAGAAUCUUGAUUGUUUCAAAGUUGGAUCCACAAAAGGAGCUUGAGAUGAAGAAUGAGUUAUUGUCUUCAUGUGGUUCAACCACAUGCAACCUCGACCUCGUAUUCAAACAAUUCAACGAUCUUCUUUGA